AUGCUGACCGACCUGGCCGACGCGGAGGCGGACGAGGACUCGGAUGAAGACGAGGACUCGGAUGAGGACUCGGAUGAGGAUGAGAACGAAGACGAUAAAGAUAAGGAGAAGGAUGAAGACGACGAUAAAGACGAUAAUAAAGACGACGAUAAAUACGAGGACGAAGACUUGGGCGAAGACGAGGACUCGGACGAGGAUGCGGACUCGGACGAGGAUAGCUCGGACGAGGAUGAGAACUCGGACGAGGAUGAGGAUAAAGACAACGAUAAAGACGAGGAGGAGGAUAAAGACGACGAUAAAGACGAUAAUGAAGACGAUGAUGAAUACGAGGAUGAAGGCGAGGACUCGGACGAGGAUGCGGACUCGGACGAGGAUAGCUCGGACGAGGAUGAGGACUCGGACGAGGAUAAGGACUCAGACGAGGGCUCGGACGAGGAGGACUAG
Durotheca rogersii is the source of this 444-nucleotide messenger RNA. RefSeq lists its product as uncharacterized. Lineage: Eukaryota; Fungi; Ascomycota; Sordariomycetes; Xylariales; Xylariaceae. The transcript has 2 exons. Bases 1 to 444 code for a protein of 147 amino acids. The record is from RefSeq and is a predicted model, not a curated record.